Cynoglossus semilaevis (tongue sole) is the source of this 3826-nucleotide messenger RNA. It is a transcript of the gene syndig1l, whose product is annotated as synapse differentiation inducing 1-like. The record is from RefSeq and is a predicted model, not a curated record. NCBI's taxonomy places the organism in Eukaryota, Metazoa, Chordata, Actinopteri, Pleuronectiformes, Cynoglossidae. The coding region runs from base 797 to 1606 and encodes 269 amino acids. Gene Ontology annotation, cellular component: intracellular membrane-bounded organelle; membrane. The transcript is spliced from 4 exons.
CACUCUCCAUCUACAAGAAAGUUAAGGACGACUCAAAAUAAUGGCUUUGUGAGAAAGCAGCUGUCAACACUUGAAAAUAAUGAGGAACCAACACUCCAGUCACGUCACUGCUUUUCAGUCUCCAGACUUUUGCAGGUCAAUACACGUUCCCAAAAUACACGGGAAUAUUGAUGGGAAGUUCAGACAUGGUGUUUCGGCAAGGGAUUGUCCCUCUCCUCCUCCUCCUCUUCAUCCUCUCUCCAUCCUUUCUCUGGGCACACUCUCUUCACAGUACCUCCCCAUCUCUGCCUCCCUUUCCCUCUCUUCCUUCUCUAUAACCCGAUUACCUUGAGAGACGACUAGAAUCUUUCUCGCAGCCUGAAAGUUGAAACGCCCAGUCUCACACUGGGGGAGUGAGAGAGCGAGAGAAACCGAGAGAGGGUGGGGGAGAGAGAAAGAGAGAGAGAGAGAGAAAGAAAUCUGGAGUGCGCGUCUGGUGCGGAGCGCAGACCUGUUCGCCACAAGUGAUAGUGGAUCCAUCCAGAUGAGAAAGUCUGAGAAAUGUCGUUUUGCCUGGACCACAGAUCCAUGAUGUGCAGGCGGGGACAGGCGAGUGUUCGCGUCUUGGACACAAUAUUCGGAUGCUGCGGAAGUCAAAGGUCUCAAAGCGCUGAACUCUGAAUGACAUUAGAACCUGGCAUUGCUGACAUCAGUGAACAUCACUGAGGACUCCACCACAGCUGUCACAUUUGCUCCUUGUCACAAGAGUUAAACUGCCUGACAAAACCCUCCCUGGCACCUCUCAAUCCUCGAGGCUAUGGAGAACCUGAGCGAGCUUCAGAACCCACUACUGGACAAAAACAGUAAGCACAUCGUCAACGGAUAUGGAGGAGACUUCCAUAAUAAACAGUGUCAGGAAAACAUUAUUAAUUAUUUUGCCGGAGGAGGAGGAGGAGGUGGCGGUGAGGUGGGAGGAGGCAAAGUGAAUAACACUAAUGUGGUGAGCAGCGGAGGCUGCAACACCAACGGUAAGGUGAAAACUCAACAACUUUUGGAUGCCACUUCGUUGCAUCUGGCAGUAGAAGCUUUCUACAGGCCUAAUUUCAUCCUUUACAAGGAGGACAGUGGCAGCAUCAAGGGCAAGGAUUACAAAAGUGAAUGCUGCGAGACCACCUUUACAGAGAAGAAGGCGAAGGAGGCUCCUAACACUGGGGGGGUGGACACACCUGGCACAGAGGACUCACAGUCGAAGCUGCUGGACGAAGGCGAACACAUCAAGAUCCAAACAGUCUCUUAUGAGGUGGAGGAAGAGGAGUACGUGGAGUAUGAGACAGACUGCUCCAGCGACAGUGAAAGUGAGGACAACUUCAUCGUGGUGCCUCCACGAGAUCACCUGGGCCUGGCCAUCUUCUCCAUGCUCUGCUGCUUCUGGCCUCUGGGCAUCGCAGCGUUUUACUUCUCACAGGGGACCACUAAGGCGGUGAACAAAGGAGACUUCCCCCUGGCGAACAUCGCCUCCCGACGAGCUUUGUUCCUCGCAGCUCUCUCCAUCACUAUAGGCACUGGCGUGUACGUGGGUGUGGUGGUAGCUCUCGUCGCCUACCUUUCGAAACCAGGACACAUAUAGUAGUCACAGCUGCCCUUCACACACACCUCCAGGGAGCCCGGGAAGACAACAACCCCCUCUGGGGAACAGCAUCACCCCUGCAGACUUCAAGGGAAGUUUUUUCGGGGAUAUACAGUUUUCUUCCUCCACCUUUCUUUUUGUCCUGUCUUUUUCCCUGCAGGCGUUCUGUCAGCCGAGAUUAGCCACAGAGACUGAAGAAUGGUCAAGAUGGAGGGUAAAAAAGGGAGGUGUUGGGUAGCUUUUUUGGGUUUUUUUUUCCUCCCUAUAGCAGAGGGUUUGAGUAAUGAAGGUAACCCACGUGGAGCCCUGUUUGCAUCCCAUUUUUUAUAACCCCUGUGGGUUUAAUCAUUCGUGGCUGCCUCACAGAAAUGUCUGAAUCAAACCAAUACAAGAACAUCUUGCACUUAUGCAGUUAUGAAGUAGUGACAGAGGAUGACUAAAAAAACUAAAAUCAUUCUCUGACACAGAAGCUGAAGUUAGGGUUGAGUCACGUGUUUGCCACACAGGAGUGAAACAUAAAUUCUAAAUAUGAGCAUUGUCUGUGAGUGAACUGCCUCAGAGGGAAACACAAAAGGACACUCAGAGUUACAGAAAAAUAUGGAAGAACUCACCACAGAUCACAUCAAGGGAAAAAAAGAGAUGGAAAAAUAUCACAAAACAAUCAGAGAGAGAACAAUAUGCACUGGCAUUAAUUACAAGAAUCUCAACUGUGUGCCAAGACAUCUCAGAAAAGCUGUCUGUGCCAGAUGUUCUGCAGUUUGCCGACAUCCAUAUAAAUGUUCUUUUCUUUCAUGUUUGUCUCUUGCGUUGCCUGUUGUCUCUGGGCGCUGUGAUUAUCCCAGUGUUAAUUGUCAUGUUGUGGUGUCUGAAGCCCUGAUGUCAGGUGGUCAGAAUCAGACUGGAAAUGAAACCCCGCACACAUAACUACGUCUCCCUGAAAACGUGUCAGCCUCUGCUAACACGUUAUGAAAUCAGGCAUUAGCCAUUCACACGGGAUACAGAAGUCAUGCUGCGAGUCAAGUCUGUGGUGUCACUUUAAUUUGGGCCUUACUCAUACUGCAGGGCUGCACAUAUGACAAAAAAAAAAUAUAUUGGGAUUCCAAAAGCUUGGAAUGCAGCUGUAAUCAGUUAUUCUUUGCAUGUCUUUAUAAUGGCAGCAGUACAAGGCUCCGCAUGACUGAGCGGAUUUAGAGCUUUUUAAUCAGAUCAUUAAAAGGCUAAUAUUAAAAUUGAUCACGCCAUGAAAACAUUCUUCUGCAAUACUUUUAACUCCUCCAUACAAAACAUAAAGCUAAAUCCUUGAAUCAAAGAAAUUCAAAUUAAUUUUCUUUGGGAAUAUUUACUCUUGCACAGUUGAGGGACCAGAAUUAUUACUUAUGCUUUAAGAUUCAGAUAUGGAUUUAUUUUAUUUAGCCCCCAGGGGCAAUAAAAUAAGAAUAAGGGCUUAUCAAAUCCUUGAUGUUUUUCUUUUUUUAUUGUCCAUUAUGAUAAUAAUGAGUCUAGAUGUGGGAUGAGUCCAGCAUCAGUCAGGCCUGACAUUAAUGGUGCACAAUAACCUUCCUGUAAUGGUUUGUUCUGAAAAGACCUAAAAGAGAUCUAAAAUAGCACAAUUACAUUUAUUUCAACUGUUAUUUUUAAUAUUAGUUAAAAAAAAUCAGUUUGUAGUUAUCACCUGGAGCCCCAUUACUGUGGUCAGUAACACUGAUUUUUGUCCUCGUUGCUGCUCCUGUCCAAUCCGUGACCCACGAACCACUGGUCUGUUUCUGCACACAUCAUUUACAUUCCUGUAACUAUGCCGAAAUGUUUGCUCUCAUUCCGGAGCGACACCUUCAUUGAAAGUAGCGAUGAACAUGCUUUGUGUUAUGUGGCGUGUCAUUAUGAUGAUGGACGAUGUGUUUCUAUCUGGUUCCCUUCGCAACCCGGUGUGGUUCAAUGUGUUUCAACAGUAUGUUGGCUUCACGGCAGUUGUUUUCUUUAAUUGUGAUGAGCUGAUGUAAACAUCCAGGCACUAAUGACAUUUGCUUAAUGCGUUCCUUGAUGUCAGAGUGAUAGUGUUUUCUUUUUCUCACGUUUUUGCCAAAAGAAGGUGACGUCAUGGAAACAAUCUGUUCUGUUCUACCUGUCGACGUGUGAAGGCAAAGUGUAAAUACUGCAAAUAAAGACAUGUUCAAAUGUAAUGACAAAUAAAUCAGAAAGGAAGGAUGGCCUUUCUUAAAAGCA